GUGGAGAGGGGCUUGAUAGGAUGCAUUAUGAUGAUCCGAUAUGAAUAAGGAUGCAAAUUCUUCCCGUACUGUUUCCAUAUCGGUAAAAUGAAAAGGCCGGCUUCUGCGGAAGGAUGCCCGAGCUGUUGGCACCUCUGGUUGCGGGGAAGGCUUUCCUGCAAACACUGGACGUGUUCUAUUGUCUGUUGUCGUACUAAUGCAGUACAAUUGCAGUGCUUUGGAGUCUGUCGAUGUAAAUCUACUGUUAUCUCUAGCCGGCCAAUAAAUACAGAGCUGGCAUUGUGAGGGGUGUCAGUUUAAUUGGGAUCAAGCGAUGGGAAAUGCAGAACUUUUGGCAGUUGCUGAAAAGAUGCGCUCCACCUCUGCAUUUCAUUUGUGGAUUGUUGUGAGACUGGAUUGAUAAAGCCUCCGCACAAAUAGAUUCUAAAUUUCGAACUUUUUAUCCAUGAAAUUCUAGUUGCUUCUGGCCAAAAAGGCAGUAUUUCAUAUUUUGUGUGUCCGUUUGUCCGCAUCUGUGUAUGUUGGUAAUUGUGUUGGUGUGUUUGUGUCGGUGUGGGUUGCAAGUGUGUGUGUCUGUGUUUUUGCGUGAGUGGUUGUGUUUCUAUGUUUGUUCUUUCGUUUGUGUGUGUGUGUGCAUGCGUUUAUGUGUGGGUUUUAUGUUUUUGUGUGUGGGUUUCAUGCAUGUGUGUGUGUUUGUGUUCCUUAACGUGUGUGAAUGUGUUACUGUGUAAAUGUGUGUGUGUGUGUUCUUUAACAUAUUAUGUGUGUUUGUGUGUAUGUGUUACUGUGUAAAUGUGUGUGUGUGUUCUUUAACAUAUAUUAUUGUGUGUAUGUGUGUGUGUGUGUGUGUUCUUUAACAUAUAUUGUGUGUGUGUGUGUGUGUGUAUGUGUGCGCGUGUGUGUGUGUGUGUGUGUGUGUGUGUGUAUGUGUGCGCGUGUGUGUGUGUGUGUGUGUGUGUGUAUGUGUGUGUGUGUGUGUGUGUGUGUGUGUGUGCCUAUGCUGUACCAGGGUCUGCUGUCGGAGAUCCUUCGCAAGGAGGAGGACCCCAAGCAUGCGUCGCAGUCCCUGCUGGUCAACCUCCGCGCCAUGCACAGCUUCCUGCAGCUGGCCGAGAGCGAGCGGGAGCGCUUCUACCAGGAGGAGAAGGAGCGGAGCCUGUCGGGCGUCCCGCCCAGCUGCGGCAACACCCCGCCGAGACCCACUCAGUCUAGGAAAGAGGAUGUUACCUGUGUCAAGACUGAAGAUUGGCCCUCCCGACUUCCACUAGCCAUGGCUUCAGCCAGGCUGUCCCCACUGGCAGCAGACCGGGGACAGCAGGCGGGCGAUGGCUCUGGCCUGGACAUCAGCAUGUCCAUCUACGAGGAGAUCCAGAGGGAGAUGAAGAGGGCAAAGGUGUCUCAGACCAUGUUCGCCAAGGUGGCCGCAUCCAAGAGCCAGGGGUGGCUGUGUGAGCUGCUGCGCUGGAAGGAGGAGCCCAACCCGGAGAACCGCACGCUGUGGGAGAACCUGUGCAUGAUCCGCCGCUUCCUCGGCCUGGCGCAGGCCGAGCGGGACGCCAUCUACGAGCACGAGAGCAGCAGCAGCAGCGCCACCGCGGCCCAGCAGCACUGCACCAUGGACCGGCUGGGGCCGGUCGCCGGGGACAACGCGCUGUACCAGUGCCAGUCCCCGCUGCCCCAUCAGCACCACGCGCAUCAGCUGACCUCCCAGGCGCACCAGCCCUUCCACCCGGAGGCGGGACCUCAUCUGUCGCCACGGCAAUCGUCCACCGCAUCGCCCGCCGAGUCAUCCGAGGGGGGCUGGGCUCACCCGGGCGUGUGGAUGCAGGGCAGGGGGCGGAACGGCGACAGACGCGACGCCAAGGACUGGGGCGAGGGCGAGAGCGGGAAGGGCUGGGGCGGGGGCACGUGUCCGCCCGUUGAGCUGGGCCUGGAACUCUGUGGGCAGACGCACGAAGGGGGCCCCGUCGACAAAGCCUCCCACCUGGUCAACGGGGCCUGCAAGAAGGGCUGGAGCCAGGGCAGGCUGUCGUCACUCCCCCAUUGGGGCGGUCUGAAGGGCGAGGGCGGAGCGCGUCCGGAGGGAGAUGACGAGGCGGUGGAGGCCCGGGGGGAGGGGUGCAGGGUGUCCCGGGAGGCCCUGGGCACCCUGCAGAGCUUCGUGCAGGACGUGGGCCUGCACCCCGACGAGGAGGCGCUGCACACGCUGUCGGCACAGCUGGACCUGCCCAAGCACGCCAUCCUCAGCUUCUUCAGCAGCCACGACCACAGGCCCCAGGGUCCGCACAACCUGCGCACGCACCGCCACAACCACCAGCGGCACCAGCCGGAGCACGAGCAGCCCCCCGAGGACCUCCACCUCGGCCUGGGCACCGGGUCAGAGCGGGCCCAGGCGGCCAGAACUGUGGAGGGGCCAGAGGAGCACGGCAGAGAAGGUGACCUGUACCAAGUGGUGAAGAAGGAGGACGGCAAGCUGGGACGGAUAAUAGAGACCGGGGGGAAGUACGGGAUGACCGCUUCUGAUGAGAUAAACAUAGGCACUCAAACUACUGGUAUUGUGAAGGAGGAACAACAGAACUAUAAUUAACGUGCGUAUAUACAAUGACUUGUGUCCUGUCGUUAUUGUAGGUUGUUCAUAGCCUAUUGAAACAAUACUUUUCUUUCAUGAUAGAGCACAACAUCCUUUCCCCGUGCAACACAAUCAUUGUUACCUGUGCACCAGUGUUAACGCUCUUCUUUUAAAAGGCAACUUCCUAAAAGACAUUAUGUUUCUGAGUUACAUUUUUUCCUGAUCCUAAAACACCUGAUCUCAACUUUAUAAUUGUUACAUCUUAAAUGAUGCAUAGUCGUGUUGUCUGUGUCUGUGUCUUUUUUAUUGCCUUGUAAACUAGAACAUAGUUUUCUCAGCAGUUUUAUUUAACUCUCAUGGAGAAUUUGCGGAUAGAAAAUCAUUACUAUUAAAGUACAAGAUAAUCAAAAGAUUUUUGAUUUACCCAAAAUAUUAUUUGUUGUUUUUGUUUUUAGAAAUAUUACAUUUCAGGUACAGGAGUUCAUGAGGUCAUUCAUCUCUCAUUUUGUUAAUUAAUAUACAGUGUUUUGAAAGAUUACACUUUGAAAGAAAGAUACUUUUCAAUGCUGUGCAUAAGACAUCAAUAUAUCAAACGAUAUCAGUUAAACAUAGGUCAGUUGCUGUGAAGCCAUCCAUAUAAAGUUCCGGCUGAAGCUGGAUCCAUUCCUGUA
Messenger RNA from Gadus macrocephalus (Pacific cod), 3240 nucleotides. It is a transcript of the gene satb1a, whose product is annotated as SATB homeobox 1a. The record is from RefSeq and is a predicted model, not a curated record. Gene Ontology annotation, molecular function: RNA polymerase II cis-regulatory region sequence-specific DNA binding; DNA-binding transcription factor activity, RNA polymerase II-specific. Gene Ontology annotation, biological process: regulation of transcription by RNA polymerase II; chromatin remodeling. Bases 761 to 2587 code for a protein of 608 amino acids. The transcript has 5 exons. Lineage: Eukaryota; Metazoa; Chordata; Actinopteri; Gadiformes; Gadidae.